AGAUGCAUUAGAAAAUAACUAAUUGUAAAUGUCCAGUAUAAAAUGAAAAUCUUACAAGAGGAGCUUAGAAGGAGUUAACGAAAACCAUGUUGUGUUGGAGAGCAGAAUGUAUUCAUAACAGCCAAAACUUUGGUUUGAUUACUUUUUCACUGUAAGAACAUGGUACGACCCAAUAAUGGUAAAUAUUAAAUAGUUAACCGACCAUAAUUAACCUCACUGGAACUCUUAAAGCUCCGCAAACUCUACCAAAGUUCUUUGGAAUACCCUAAGAUUAAACUUUUUGCAUAUUUUUUGUCUCCAAACAACUGUCAAUUUUUCCUAUUCCACCACAGGACAACAAAUCAUUUGAAAUUUUGAAACCCAACACUGCGUCCAUUUAAAUGAUAGAUAAUCGAUUUUUUCCUGGAAAAGUCUUAAAGACCAGCGGAUUUCCAGGAAUUAUGUCCCUUGCCUCAGAGUGGAUACGAGACGACUGUUUCACGUGGAAGGGAAGGCCUAGUGGCUAGUUGUUACUCCUCAGAACGAAGAUAUGCCAGCUGAAAUGUUACAUAUGUGCUAGCCUCAUUAGAAUUUUUUUUUGCAUUUUUCAAACUAUGCAAUUAACGCUGGCAAUUUUGAAGCCGGACAUUUGCAUCCAUGGAAAUAGAGUCCAGAAAAUUUUGAGUUUGUUAAGAUCUAAUGGAUUCAGUUGUUUGCAAUCAAAGAAAAAAUGGUUAACACAUGAAGAAUCAGAACAAUUCUAUGCUAUUCAUAAAGGCAAAUUCUUCUACAAGAGAUUAACAACAUUUAUGAGUAGUGGGGAGAUGAUAGCCUUAAUUCUUGAGAGAGAGCAUGCUAUAUCCAAGUGGAGAGAAAUGUUGGGUCCAACAAGUCCAUACAGAGCACGUCAACUACAACCAUAUUCAAUACGAGCGCUGUAUGGAAUCUCAGACACACGCAACGUAGGACAUGGGUCAGAUUGUGACAACACUGCGCGAAAGGAAAUUGGAUUUUUCUUUUCUGACUUUGACUAUGAUGGUUGGAAAGUUCAGUAUGCUAGACACAUUGUGUAGCAAACAACGGGAAAUGCCACGUUAGCUUUCGUUCUUUGAGGAUGCUUCUUGUGUGUUAUGUAUGGUUGCUUUCGAACCGAAAAGCUAGCAAUUGCACUCUGCAUGGAACAUUGUUUAUAUCGUAUGUUAUUGAAAACCUCAAAGGCUGCUAGACUUCAAAUGAAUAAUUAUUUUUAAUUUUCAAUUUCACUUAAUGUAACGUAAUUCAAU
This is a messenger RNA of Rhopilema esculentum, 1262 nucleotides long. RefSeq names its product nucleoside diphosphate kinase 6, mitochondrial. The record is from RefSeq and is a predicted model, not a curated record. Gene Ontology annotation, molecular function: nucleoside diphosphate kinase activity. Gene Ontology annotation, biological process: CTP biosynthetic process; UTP biosynthetic process; GTP biosynthetic process. NCBI's taxonomy places the organism in Eukaryota, Metazoa, Cnidaria, Scyphozoa, Rhizostomeae, Rhizostomatidae.